AAGUUCUCCUCAAAGAGCAUAUCUGGCCUUAACUUAGCGACCUAAACUUAUAAGAAUACUGGAGCGACAGGUCAACUUGAAAUACAUUUUUUUUAUCAAUCUUGUUCAGCAUAUUAGUUCAUUGAAACAUGUCAUUAAACCAUCGAAGAGUCAUUUCAGAAGGGAACCUUCGCCUCCUCGCCGAGGCAGGGCAGGUCUCUGAAACGAAUCAGCCAGGAUGUCGACGUGUGUCAACGCAGUAUAUCAGCCCUUUUGCAAGCAGGGAUACCCUUGACAUCCCUGAUUUCUUCAACAGUGCCGCAGCCCUUGUCUUUUGUGGCAUGCAGCCAGCAGUUGCAGAAAACCUCUUCGAUGAAUGGCAGAACCUCCCUGAGGAGCAUUUCGCUUACGGACAUGAUAUAGACAGACUAGGCAAGAAUUACAUUGAGCUGAGGGCAGCAGCAGUCGAUGCUUGGUUACCAGAGCCUCAACAUGAUUGGGAAGCAGCACUGGAACACCAAGGAAUAAAAUUGUCCACCCGACAAGGGAUAAUGGAUCCUGAGUAUCGAGACAUUCGGCUCUCUGGCACAGCAUCUGAAUGGGCUUUGGACACGUUCAUUUGUAACUGGGACUUUCUGGCUAGUCUAGAAGAAAGAGUGGCCCAUACUUUCGAGCGACUAGGAGGGGAGAAGAAGAUCACCGGCGAUAGAUCGGGUUCACCAGAUCCUUCAACACCUGCUUCAACUUCUCGACAGCCUACUUCACAGAGUCCUCAGUGAGCCCUCGGGCCGGAAUGUACCAUGGUGAUUCUCUGUUUCCAGAUGCACUUCUCACACCUUUGCCGACACAUAUAGAAGACUGCAAUCUGUUAUACAAAGGGGGAGCUCGAACAAGAUUGGCAAGACUUUUUCGAAGGAUGGCAGUUUGAUGCCCGGUAGUAUUACAAGUCCCGGACCAAGCGACUUUUAUCCUUUCGCUCCGCGACUC
This is a messenger RNA of Xylona heveae TC161, 966 nucleotides long. RefSeq lists its product as hypothetical. NCBI's taxonomy places the organism in Eukaryota, Fungi, Ascomycota, Xylonomycetes, Xylonales, Xylonaceae. The coding region runs from base 129 to 758 and encodes 209 amino acids. The record is from RefSeq and is a predicted model, not a curated record. The transcript has a single exon.